AUGAUCACUGGAUCUAUCAUUGCUGCACUUUUUGAUCUCACUUUCGAUCUGUAUGGUUACAUUCUUAUUGGACUGAAUGAUAUUUGCACGGCCGCAUUGGGAGUAUACACGAAACAGAAGUUGGAAGCAAAGGAACUAGGGAAAUACGGUCUGAUGUUCUAUAAUUCGCUAUUCAUGCUAAUUCCAACGUUACUACUUAUCACGUACACGGGUGAUACUGAUCAUGCAAUCUCCUUCAUGUUUUCUGAUCGCAUGACAAACUCAGUUUGGAUCUGCUUCUUCGUCUCCUGUGUAUGCGGAUUCGCCCUGAACUACUCCUUAGUUUUGUGCACACAUUUCAACUCAGCUCUAACAACUACCUGCGUGGGCCCCAUAAAGAAUCUUUUCGUCACUUAUGUU
Molecule: messenger RNA, 399 nt
Organism: Strongylus vulgaris
Lineage: Eukaryota; Metazoa; Nematoda; Chromadorea; Rhabditida; Strongylidae
Source: the annotation of a GenBank genome assembly